Molecule: messenger RNA, 561 nt
Organism: Coccinella septempunctata (seven-spotted ladybird)
Lineage: Eukaryota; Metazoa; Arthropoda; Insecta; Coleoptera; Coccinellidae
Exons: 2
Coding region: 147-527 (126 amino acids)
Source: RefSeq, a predicted model, not a curated record
UUUUAUUUGAACAAGUUCAGCGGAUUAUAGCCAGGGCGUGUCAAGGUUGUAUUUUAUCCCAAUCUGUAUCAAAUUCGAAACGAAUAUAAAAGGGCGAAGCGACUUGUGUUUGUCAGUGGAAAUCGUCCAGUCAACAAACAAUCAUCAUGAACUCAAUCGCUGCCGUAGUUUUCUUUGCCGUCGUUGCCGCCGCUAGCGCAGGCAUAGUAGCUCCCAGUGGUUUGAUUGCCACCUCCUAUGGUGUACCAGCCCUUACAGCCUACUCUUCACCCCUUGCCUACAACGCACAUUUGGCUUACAACACACCUUUGGCAUACAGCGCGCCUUUGGCUUACUCCGCUCCUCUUGCUGCCUCUACCUACACCGCCUACUCUUCUCCAAUUGCCACCGUUGGACAUUCUUCUGAAAAUACUGUGAUCGCUGGACCAUCUGGCACCAUCACCAACACCAAGAGCGUUGCUACCCCAGCAAUUGCUGCAAGAUACGCUGUUCCUAGCGCUUACACUUAUGGAGGUCUCUACUUGUAAAUGAAUUUCUGUGAAUAGAUUUUUUAAUUUUCAA